Messenger RNA from Alnus glutinosa, 410 nucleotides. Its product is annotated as glycine-rich protein DC7.1-like. The transcript is spliced from 2 exons. The coding region runs from base 49 to 387 and encodes 112 amino acids. The record is from RefSeq and is a predicted model, not a curated record. NCBI's taxonomy places the organism in Eukaryota, Viridiplantae, Streptophyta, Magnoliopsida, Fagales, Betulaceae.
UCACUCUCCAAUAAUUUCUUUGAUUAACAGUUCUGUUUGCUAAGAAAAAUGGGUUCCAAGGCCUUUCUUUUGCUAGGUCUUUUGUUGGCUAUUGUUCUUCUCAUCUCUUCGGAGGUGUCAGCGAGAGACCUGGCUAAGACCUCCUCUCACCAGAGAAAAGUGGAGGCCACCAAAGAGGCCAAUGGAGUAGAUGAUGCCAAAUACGGAGAAUUUGGAGGAAAACCUGGUGGCGGAUAUGGGGGAUACACAGGUGGUGGAUCUCGAGAUCGUAGAAUUCUUUCAGGUGUGUGCGGCGGCCGGAAUCCCUGCCAGAACCGUCAGAACGAAGGUGAGGGGGGUUGUCCCCGAUCUACUGAUGCUGAAACCGAAGCCAAGCCUCAAAACUAAAGCAACAUAUAUAUAUAUAUAUA